Messenger RNA from Alternaria ventricosa, 678 nucleotides. RefSeq lists its product as uncharacterized. The transcript is spliced from 2 exons. The record is from RefSeq and is a predicted model, not a curated record. Lineage: Eukaryota; Fungi; Ascomycota; Dothideomycetes; Pleosporales; Pleosporaceae. The coding region runs from base 1 to 678 and encodes 225 amino acids.
AUGGCGUCCAAGAAGUUCGCCCAUUGGAACGGCUUCCCCUUCAUGACCGCCCCGCGAACGAAAUACUACUCUGGCCAGACGCAAUCCCCGCUCUUCCGACUAUCCCGCGAGAUUCGGGAUAUCAUCUAUGAAUACUACGCACUAGGAGAAGGCGACAAUGGCUACCAUUACGACAGUGAAACCGGGAAGAUGCUCGAGCAUUCGCCAUCUUCAGAGCCUAAGCGCGUUGUUCGCCUUGGUCUUAUGAUUACAUGUCGCAUUGCUGCUGAGGAGCUCAAGAACUGCGCUUUCCACUUCAGCGACGCUCUUCAACAUAUCCUCAUUCUGGCAAAAACCCGCGAUCCGCCCAAAUUCGCGGAGCUGGCCUGUAGUGUGUUUGGUUUGGGCAGGUGCCCACUGGCUCCUUGGAACAUCUCUGACCCCCACAACAACUACUUUGAUGAAGGCGCAUUGUACAGCGUCUUUUCCUGGCAUCCCAACUCGUGGAUGUUACCAAGCAACGAAGAUCUGGCUAAGCUAGAGGCUCUUAUCUGUUUACCUGUCGACUCAGACUUUCGUCACCCGAUGGCGGAGGAUGGGACCUUCUACUUUGAAGACAUAUCAGACCACGUCCGGGCCUCUGGAUGCACUCUCUGGUACUUCUCGGCGGCAUCUAUUGCGAUCGACUUCUGUGAGUAA